AUGGUGCUCAUCGACUUUCCGGGUUUGUUGACUGGAGGUAUGGAGGGUGGACUAUUUUCCUCGAACUCUCUUGCUCCACCGCCUCGUCGCUUUCCUCCGAAAAAGCCCUUCCUUCGCGCAGGCGAAUGGAAGAAACGGCGGCGUCUGCCGUCGACCGCCCCGCCGGCUGCCGCGUUUCCCCGGUCUUCCUCUGUCUCUUCAUCAUCUCUCGAUUGUUCUCACGUUGACACUUCUUCAUUUGAUCUCCUUCGGCCAGAAAACCCGGCAAAAACAUGGCGAUCCUCGAAACUGGUGCGGGCGGCGUUUGUGGCGCCGCACUCGCCGUUCCCCACCGGCGGUCUGCGCAGUUCGGCGCAGCAUCUUGUGCACCGGGCGCGCGCGCGCGAGAACUCUCCACUUUCCUCUCCACGGUACGACGUCUCCGCUCCAAAUCCGCUUCCUGCGGUGUCUUCCUUUCUGGCGCGUGUCUCGCCGCGUCGCAAACUCGGCGCUCCGUCGGAGUUGUCCCCGGGCGCGGACCGCGCCGCUCCCUCCCCGCGACCUGUCGUCUCGCCCUCUUCGCUGAACUCCUCGCCGUCCUCGAUUUUUUCCUCGGCAAACGUGACGGUUCCCCUCUCGCGGUACCGCAACAUCGGAAUCAUGGCGCACAUCGACGCGGGGAAGACGACGACGACGGAGCGCAUUCUGUUCUACACGGGAGUGUCUUGUCGCCUCGGCGAGGUCCACGACGGCGAGGCGACCAUGGACUUCAUGGCUCAGGAACGCGAGCGGGGCAUCACCAUCACCUCAGCUGCCACCACGUGCUACUGGGAAGGCAUGCGCAAAAACUUUGCGCCUCACCGGAUCAACAUCAUCGAUACGCCCGGGCACGUCGACUUCACAGUCGAAGUCGAGCGCUCGCUCCGCGUGCUCGACGGGGCGGUGGGCGUCUUUGACUCGGUGGCAGGCGUCGAGCCGCAGUCGGAGACCGUGUGGAGGCAAGGCAACAAGUUCGCGAUUCCCCGACUGGCGUACGUGAACAAGAUGGACCGCCUCGGUGCGGACUUUUGGGGAUGUGUCCGGCAGAUUCGGCGGCGUCUGGGGAGCAACGGGGUGCCCGUCCAGCUGCCAAUUGGGAAGGAAGUAAGUUUCCGCGGGGUCUUCGACCUCGUGCGCAUGCGGGCGAUCUACUGGGACGAAGACUCGCUCGGCUCCACCUUUGUGGAAACGGACGAAAUCCCUGAGGAAAUGAAGGCGGAGGUGACGAGACACCGCGCCCGGCUGCUCGAGAAGGCUGCGGAAGGGUCCGAGGAGCUUAUUGCCAAGUACCUGGAGACCGAGACGCUGUCUGAAGAGGAGAUUCGCUUGGGGCUGCGCCUGCAAACCCUAAAGAACCAGCUGGUGCCGAUCUUUUGCGGCAGUGCGUUCAAAAACAAGGGCGUGCAGGCAGUCCUCGACGGCAUUCUCGACUACCUCCCGUCCCCACUGGAGGUCCCGCAGCCCGCCGAAGCGAUCAGAAAGAUCCAUGAGGCGAUCCCGACAGCGAAGGCGAACCCUGCGGACGCGCCUCUCUCCGCGCUCGUCUUCAAGAUGGCCACGGAUCCGUUUGUCGGCGUGCAGAACUUUGUGCGCGUGUACACCGGGGAGCUCCGCCCUGGCAACGUCGUGAUGAACGCGCGAACGGGGAAAGAAGAGCGGAUUCAGCGGCUUGUUUUGAUUCACGCCAACGCGCGGAAAGACGUCCCGAGUCUCCGAGCCGGCGACAUCGGCGCGGUUCUCGGCCCGAAAGACUUCCUCACCGGGGACACCAUGUGUGAAAAGAAACACCCCGUCCACCUGGAGCCGAUCGAGUUCCCGGACCCAGUCAUCAGCUUGGCCGUCGAGGCAAAGUUGCGGGCUGAGCACGACAAAAUGACGUCUGCGCUCUCCAAGUUGUCGCGCGAAGACCCGUCGCUGAGUAUCACAGUCGACCGCGAGACCAAGCAACUGAUUCUCGGCGGCAUGGGCGAACUGCACUUGGAAAUCGUCCUGGACCGCCUCAAGCGGGAGUUCGGCGUGGAGGCGACCUCUGGUGCGCCGCAAGUCGCGUACAGGGAAACGAUCACGGGCUCCGGGACGGGGCGCGGCAAGUACAUCAAGCAGUCGGGGGGGCGUGGCCAGUACGGCGACGUGUGCCUCACGGUCGAACCGCUCGAACGUGGCUCGGGCAACCGUUUCGUGAACGCCAUUCGUGGCGCCGUGAUUCCCAAUGAAUUCAUCCCCGCCGUCGAAGCCGGGGUCAUGGAGCAGCUACAGAACGGCGUCCUCGCCGGCUACCCGCUCACAGAUGUCCAAGUCACCGUGUUCGACGGGACGUACCACGCCGUGGACAGCUCCGAGCUGGCCUUUCGCAUCGCGGCGUGUCUCGCGCUGAAAGACGCCGCGAAAAACGCCGGACUCGUCCUCCUCGAGCCCAUCAUGGCGCUCCACGUCAUCUCGCCACAGAGCUACGUGGGCAGCGUGAUUGGAGACCUAACGUCGCGGCGCGGCAUCGUCCAGCGCGUGUCCAGUCAGGAAUUCACCGGCACCGCAGGCGACGACGCGUACGACGGAGAAGGCGAGACCUCCCGCGGCGCGCGAGACGAAGGAGACGGAAUCACGGAGGUCGACGUCCUCGUGCCUCUCGCAGAAAUGUUCGGAUACACGACAGUGCUGCGCUCGCUCUCGCAGGGCAGAGCCACGUCCACGAUGCAACUCGCCAAGUACAUGCCCACGCCCAAGCACAUCGAAGAGCACCUCGUUGCGCAGCGAACCGGAGCAGCGACUGCCAGCAAAUAA
Molecule: messenger RNA, 2796 nt
Organism: Neospora caninum
Lineage: Eukaryota; Apicomplexa; Conoidasida; Eucoccidiorida; Sarcocystidae
Product: putative elongation factor G
Exons: 2
Coding region: 1-2796 (931 amino acids)
Biological process (GO): translational elongation; ribosome disassembly
Molecular function (GO): translation elongation factor activity; GTPase activity; GTP binding
Source: RefSeq, a predicted model, not a curated record